This is a messenger RNA of Nicotiana attenuata, 619 nucleotides long. RefSeq names its product dammarenediol 12-hydroxylase-like. Bases 1 to 456 code for a protein of 151 amino acids. The transcript has 2 exons. Gene Ontology annotation, molecular function: heme binding; monooxygenase activity; oxidoreductase activity, acting on paired donors, with incorporation or reduction of molecular oxygen. Gene Ontology annotation, biological process: sterol metabolic process. The record is from RefSeq and is a predicted model, not a curated record. Lineage: Eukaryota; Viridiplantae; Streptophyta; Magnoliopsida; Solanales; Solanaceae.
AUGGUACGUGAAGAGCUUCUGAGGGUUAUUAGGGAGAGAAAGAAGAAGAUGGUGGAGAAAAAAGAGAAAAAUUAUAAUGACUUGUUGUCGCGUCUUAUGAAUUCUACUGAUGAAAAUGGGAAGUUGAUGAAUGAUGCAGAGAUUUGUAACAAUAUUGUAGGGUUGCUGGUUGCAAGCUAUGAUGCAACAAGUGCUGCAAUUACUUUCGUCUUGAAAUAUCUUGCUGAGCUUCACGAUAUAUUUAACGAGGUUUAUAAAAGACCUUUUGGAAUAUAUGUGUAUUCAACACACAAAAAUCCAGAAUAUUUUACAGAACCAGAAAAGUUUGAUCCUCGUAGAUUUGAAGGGAAUGGACAUGCACAAUACACAUUCGUACCAUUUGGAGGAGGACCAAAAAUAAUGUGUCCAGGAAAAGAGUAUAUAUGCAAGAUUGGAAACACUUGUGUUUAUGCAUAAUGAUGUGACCAAAUUCAAGUUAGAGAAAUUGGUAGAAGAUUAUUUACCAAGCAUCACGGCCUGUACCAUCGAAUGGCCUCCCUGUUAGGAUUCAACCCCAUUGAUAUAUGAUCUCCUUUUAAAUGGGAAAAAGGUAAUUAAGUUAGAAUAUUAAUGUAAAAGA